This is a messenger RNA of Polyodon spathula (Mississippi paddlefish), 2539 nucleotides long. RefSeq names its product solute carrier family 22 member 31 (gene slc22a31). Gene Ontology annotation, molecular function: transmembrane transporter activity. The record is from RefSeq and is a predicted model, not a curated record. NCBI's taxonomy places the organism in Eukaryota, Metazoa, Chordata, Actinopteri, Acipenseriformes, Polyodontidae. The transcript is spliced from 9 exons. Gene Ontology annotation, biological process: transmembrane transport. Gene Ontology annotation, cellular component: membrane. The coding region runs from base 70 to 1902 and encodes 610 amino acids.
CUUUUCGUAGACACAGAUGUUUCUGUCCAAGACUUUCCAACGUGCAGUGUGCUGUUGUGCGCUCUACGUAUGGGAAUGGACUUUGAAACAAAGAUCUUCCCCAGGACCGGGGGGUUCGGACCCUACAACCGGUCCGUGGCGGUCUUUAGCUGGAUCUCGAACUUUGCUGUAGUGCUUAGCCUUUUCUCGGAGGUGUUUUUUACUCUGAAACCGGUAUCCUACCACUGCCGUCCGGACCCGUCCUUACUCCCCUCUGAAACCCUUAAUCUGUCUGACCAAGAGCUACUGAAUGUCAGCAUACCUUGGGUGAAAGGGUCGGGGUUGAGUCAUUGUGAACUUUAUAAGUAUCCUGCAAAUUUUUCCAAUUUUACGAUUAAUUUCCCAAAAGAGACUGUACAGUGCACACAGGGUUGGGAAUACACGACUGGAGCGGGUCUUGAAACCAACAUUGUCACUCAGUGGGAUCUAGUGUGUCAGAACUAUUGGAAGAUUCCACUAGAACAAAUCUGCUACAUGACUGGCUGGAUGUCUGGGUACAUCGUUCUGGGUUCCGCUUGUGACAGGCUGGGUCGCCGGGGGAUCUUCCUGGGGUCAGUGCUGCUCUCUGGGCUGCUCGGAGUCGGGGUGUCUCUCUCACUGAACCCCAUCAUGUUCCUGUUCCUGCGGCUCUCACAGGGGGCCGCCCUGGCUGGGGUGUUCCUCUCCACAUACGUGGCUAGACUGGAGCUGUGUGACCCGCCCCACCGCCUCAUGAUCACUAUGAUUGGUGGGUUGUUUGCAGUGUGCGGGGAGCUGCUGUUGCCUGGGCUGGCAGUGCUGUGUCGUGAUUGGCAGAUCAUGCAGGUGGUGGUUACUGUGUCUCUGUGCCUGCUUUUAAAUUACUGGUGGUGUACCUCUGUGUUCCCCGAGUCGCCCCGCUGGCUCCUGGCCACACAGCAGAUCCAUCGAGCAAAGAGUGUCCUGCAGAGCUUCUCCUUGCGCAACGGAGUGUGCCUGAGCGAUGACAUCUACAACUCUGAGAACCUGCUGUCAGAGAUAGACUCGGUGUACGCUGAUGACUGUGAGCCGCGCUUCCACAAUGUCUGCGAGAUGGUCGGCACGCGUGUGAUCUGGAAGAACAGCCUCAUCCUGGCAUUCACAGUGUUCAUCGGCAGGGGGAUCCAGUACUGCUUCACCCAGAACCUGCUUGAUUUCCACCCUCACUUCUACGUCCGCUACUACAUGCGCGUGCUGUCCGGGGGCCUGGCCUGUGUGCUGCUGUGUGUCUCUGUGAACCGCUUCGGCCGUCGAGGCAUCUUGCUGCUCGCGUCCAUCCUGACUGGCAUGGCGUCCCUGCUGCUGCUCGCCCUCACGCAGUAUCUGAAGGACGGGUUUGUCCUGGUGCUCUCUAUUGUGGGGCUCCUGGCCUCCCAGGCUGUCGCCAUGCUCAGUGUGUUCUUCGCCAGCGAGGUGCUGCCCACGGUCGUCAGGGGUGGGGGUCUGGGUCUGAUCCUGGCAUCGAGCUGCAUGGGUAAAGCUGCCUCCUCCGUCAUGGAGCUGCACAACAACCAGGGAUAUUUUCUGCACCAUGUGGUGUUCGCUUCCUUCGCGGUGCUGUCGGUGCUCUGCGUCAUGCUUCUGCCUGAGAGCAAGCGCAAGCCCCUGCCAGACUCCCUCAAGGAGGGGGAGAACCUGCGCCGACCACCCCUGUUCCUGUCCCACAGGAACCAUGACCACCUGCCCCUGCUCGAGCACCAGCUUGGGGCUGCAUCAGAGUACAACCCCGAAAACUACUCGCGCCUGGUCAGCGCCACCAAGAAGAUGCUGGCCAGAGACUUUGAACUGUCAUCACCGCUGACCCUGGAGCCACUCUUAAAUGGGAGCAGGGCGCAGGGCGGGAUGAAGAAUGAGGAUUCCUCCUAGGAUUUCUGUGUGAGAAGUGCUCAGGACAGACACUGGCAUCCCUCCCCGCAGUUAUAUAGAUAGGCCUGGGUGGAGCAGAUGUUGUAAUGAGGCGCGGAACUUCAUCUUUGGAAUUGCCUGUUGACAGUACCUCUAGUUUUGAGCCCUCACUCCCGUAUUAGAAAAGAUGAGUUUCCAAGAACUGGUAAUUAAUGUGAGGUGGGGUGAGAGAACCACUCCAGACCAUGACAAAGACACUUUAACGUGUCUACCUGGACUUUGUCAUUCUGAUGAUCUGCUGAUCUAGACAGUAAGGCUGUGGAUGAACUGAUGCCUACCACCUUCAAUCCUGUUCAGAAGCUGCGGUGGAAGGGAAAGGCUUUUACAGGUUCAUCAUAUUUUAUUGUUUUUGUUGCUUGGUUCUGACAUACAACUAUAACAAAGGACUAAUCUAGGAAAGUUAGCAAUCGGCACCUUUAGCAGUAACCUGAACUCUUGUCUUCAGAGCCAUGGAAAUAAGCAUCGGGGUUUGGCCUGGGGGGUGAAUAUAUUCUAAAUGCAGCACUUGCAUUUCAUGAUGCAGUGCGGUAGAAAUGGUGGACUACUUUUGUACAGUAUGUAAAAGAAGUAUAUAAUGAUUAAACUAUUUUUUUCAUGA